GGUUCUGAAUCCAUAUAAGCUAGUCGUUGGACGUCUGGCAAAGUGUUCAGGUGUACUUUACUUAUUUAUUACCCCUGUGAUAAAGUGAAUAUUAUAUUUUAAAAGCUAAUUGAUAAUUUGAUUAAAUUGUUAUUGAUCAAGUUCAUUAAUCCAUCAUAAAAGAGAAUAUUUAAUUGAUAUCCAAUUUGUAAAAGUUUUAAUCAUGAAAAAGUGUGGACAUCAUCGUGCUUGGUACCCUGUUAUCGUUUUGGAUGAAGAAUUAUCUGAUUCAUCUUCAUCUGCUCCUGAAAUAUUAAACGGUAAUAACAAUGAUUUGUGUGCUGAUAAUUUACCAGCAUGUCCUUCAAUGUCACAUGAAUCUUGUGAAAGAAGAAUAUCUCGUUCGAAGUCUCGUGGAAGAUCUCGUUCAAGGUCACGGAACCAUAAUAUUACAAAAAAGCGAGGGGAUGGUAGUCAAAUGUGCUGCGGAAGACUCUCACGAUCAAGGUCUAGGUCACGCUCAAGAUCUCGUGGUCGUUGGAUGGAGAAAAAAAGUCAUCAUGGACAAUUUAGAGGCAACAAAAAAUGUCAUUUGCUGGCAGUAGGUCAUCAUCAUAAAAUGAUGGAAAGACAUCAUGGUCAUCAUGGUCAUCAUGGACGACAUCUUUAUCACUUUAUGAAGAAAUCAAAAGGGCAUCAUCAUCGUCAUCAUGGAUCGAGACCAACGCCUUGUCUUUUCCAACAUGAACAUAAAUAUCACAGUCGAGCUUUCAGAGGACCAAUAAAUUGCGCACGUCCUUCACCUGAGUACCUAAUCAAAGCACUUGCUGAAGUGUUGGAGAGAGUGAAUGCUCUUUAACAUGUUGAUGAUAUGAACAGACUACCUUCUACUGUAAUAAAUCUUAUACUAUUA
Chelonus insularis is the source of this 892-nucleotide messenger RNA. Its product is annotated as cyclin-L1-like. Bases 203 to 838 code for a protein of 211 amino acids. The record is from RefSeq and is a predicted model, not a curated record. The transcript has 3 exons. NCBI's taxonomy places the organism in Eukaryota, Metazoa, Arthropoda, Insecta, Hymenoptera, Braconidae.